This is a messenger RNA of Radiomyces spectabilis, 1090 nucleotides long. RefSeq lists its product as uncharacterized. The coding region runs from base 81 to 950 and encodes 289 amino acids. NCBI's taxonomy places the organism in Eukaryota, Fungi, Mucoromycota, Mucoromycetes, Mucorales, Radiomycetaceae. The record is from RefSeq and is a predicted model, not a curated record. The transcript has a single exon.
CAGUGCCUGAUUUUUCUAUUUCUUUUUUCUCCAGUUUAUCCGCGCGUUCUUUUUUUUAAACUUCCCCCAAAGUUUUCGUCAUGGCGAUCAGUCCGACUGACUUUGUGCCAUCAGUAACCACACCGUUGUUGGGUAACGGCCCUCAGCGACGCCACGUACAACGUGUGCCGACCUUUUUUACCACCUCCAUUCCGAAUCGACGUUCAAUUCUUCGAGCUUUCACCAGCAUCGCUGUUCAUAUGCUCUUUGAGCUGGUGCUUCCUAUUGCUUUGUACUAUGUGCUACGAUUGUUUGUGUCGCCAUUGCUCUCCUUGCUCAUUGCUGGACUGCCUCCAGCUUUGAUAGUCAUCGUUAAAGGAUUCCGAGAACGAAAAACCGAUAUGACCGGCGUACUGAUGCUCCUCGGUUUCGCGGUAUCGGCGGUAUUGGCGGUGGUUCAGUCGGAUCCCAAAUUGUACUUGUUGCGUGAGUCCGCCAUGACUUUGGCAAUGGGUUUGAUGUUGUUGGCUACUUUGAUUCCUUUCCGGUGGCGCCAUCAUGUGUUACGUCCUUUCAUGUUCUAUGUGGCUCGCCAAAUUGCCUUAUCGAGCACCAUCAUAUUGCACCCUUCCACCGUGCGUGAACAUUGGAGUUGGUUCUGGGACUACUGGUCUUCGUUUCGCCUCUUUUUCCGUACCUUGACUGGUAUCUGGGGAUUGGGCUUGGUCAGCGAGUUCGUUGUUCGCGUCGCACUGAUCGAAUGGGUUGAUGAUGUCGAUGACGUUAUUUACUACUCCAAUCUGUAUAUGUUUGUCGUACUAGGCUUGUUGGCUGUAUUAACCUUGGCAAGUACUCUAUCUUUACGCCAUUUGUAUAACCUCAAGCAAGGACGGGCCAAAGUAAACGAGCGACGAUCAGAAAUUGAAAGCAUUAUUGCUCGAGCGGCGGCAGAACAGUCCCAUGUAUCCUGAGAAAAAGGCGCGCUUCCUUCUCCCCACUAGUUGCCAGAUUUCAUUGUCACGCAUUUGUAUAGCUUUUUACAUAGGCUGUAUGAACCCUAAGAUGACAAAGAAUACAUAUACCAGAGCGAUAAAAAAAUGCUCAUUCAACC